CGAUGAAAUACAUAUAUAUAUAUGAGACGCACCAUCGUCCUGACAGCCAACCUAUUCUUCCUUCGCGCUACUGCGGACGACCAGAAGUAUUAACGAUGCUUCUAGUUUCUACAGCCAUCGUCAUUGUCUUAGUGGGCACGGCCAUCGGAGAAUCUCGUUUUGACAGUCUUGAUGAUGACCAGAAAGCCAUGCUCAAAAUGUUACACGACACUUGCAUCGAUGAAAGUGGAGCAGAUGAAGCCCUCAUCCAGAAAGCCAUGAAGGGUGAUUUUGCAGAAGAUGACAAGCUGAAGGUAAACUUCUCAUUGUCUGAUGUAUCCCUGUUGUAGAUGGAUGAAAGUGGCGUGCCAGAUAUGGACACGAUGGUCAGUAUGCUUCCAGAGAGCAUGCAGGAGAGAGGUGGCAAGAUGAUCGGUGUCUGCAAAAGUAUCACUGGAAGCAGCGCUCCAGACACGGCAAUGAAACUGAAUCAGUGCUUCUACAAAGCAGACCCAGAGUACUUCUUCAUCAUAUAACGAAGAUCAGGAAUCUGGAUUACAACCUCAGCUGCCCGAAGCCUGUUGACGUUCUCACCUCUCACCUUCAACCACAAGAAGAAAAUUGUGUAGACCUGCUACUAUACAAUUACGAUUGAUGCGAUUCUCUUCAACGACGAAAAUAACUUUACUUCCCCUAUAAUUGAAUUUAAAAUUGAAGUGCACUUUUGCCAUGUGUUCUUCUGUCCAAUGAAUAGUCUUUGAUAUACUACACAUGUAGUUGGAAAUUAAGGGCCCUAAGUUAUAAUCAAUGUGAAAUGCACUAAUUGUUAUGUAAUAAAAGCAUGUGUAAUACAUUUUGUAAUCAUCAGUUACAACUUCUCCUUA
Messenger RNA from Zootermopsis nevadensis, 863 nucleotides. Lineage: Eukaryota; Metazoa; Arthropoda; Insecta; Blattodea; Termopsidae. The record is from RefSeq and is a predicted model, not a curated record.